AUGUUAUUCCUCAGAUUUAUCAGUAACGUUUUAUAUUCUAUUUAUUUUCAAUUUAUAUCCCUCCUUUUUAAUUAUUUUGCCGCUUUACUUUUCUACACCUCAUCUAUCCUCUUUUUUAUCUUCCUAUCUCUUAUUGCUCUCUUCUCAUUACUAUGUUCGCCUCUCUUAAACACAUCCACUUCGUUAAAGGCCUUUGGCCUCGAUUACGCUAGCCUUCAGGCUCCAACUAGUUGUCCCGGCCUCCUCCUCCGACUGGCUUUGGCUUGCUGUCGUCUCGACCACUUGGCUCGGCCGUCUGCCAAUGAAGUGAUCGCCAGUCUUGCUGGCAGCCAGUUGACUGCCCGACGGAAUUGUGCAGUCCAACGGAAUUGCCGGCGUCUAAUUCCCGGAUCUUCGGCAUGCCUCACAUCAUCGUCUUGUCCUGCACCUUUUGAAUCUACUACAAUCAGUCUGAUGACUUCCACCAGCACGGCUAUAACAACAACAUCUACCUUGUCGCCUAAUAGGAAUCCUGGCUCUAAUUCCAAUGCAACUGCACUUUAUUCUUAUAAGUCUACUCCUAUCUUCCAUCAUUCACAUAUAAGCCAUCGUCAUCCGAUUAAGCAUUGCCAACACCAACAGCGUAGACAUUCGACCGGAUUUCAGCCUUGUCUUCACUAG
Protopolystoma xenopodis is the source of this 660-nucleotide messenger RNA. The record is from the annotation of a GenBank genome assembly. NCBI's taxonomy places the organism in Eukaryota, Metazoa, Platyhelminthes, Monogenea, Polystomatidea, Polystomatidae.